Molecule: messenger RNA, 837 nt
Organism: Ipomoea nil (Japanese morning glory)
Lineage: Eukaryota; Viridiplantae; Streptophyta; Magnoliopsida; Solanales; Convolvulaceae
Exons: 1
Coding region: 1-837 (278 amino acids)
Source: RefSeq, a predicted model, not a curated record
AUGUCCAUGCCGGAAUAUUUGGGCCGUGCGCAACACAUCGUGGAGGAUCUAGCGCUCGCCGGCCGUCCUAUGACCCUCUCGGAACAGAAUCUAUAUGUGUUCCGGGGGUUACGCCCGGAAUUCCGAUCCAUGGCUGCUUCCUUGGCAGUCAACGGCACACCCAUGACGAUUCCCCAGCUUGCGGACUGUCUACAGGCGCAACAGUUUAUUCAUGCCGAUGAUUUUCCCACUCCAGCGACCGGCGAUCCAGUGGCGAUGUAUGCAGGCUCUGGCCGCCGAAAUCAUGGAGAUGGGAACCAGCGUAGUGGCCAGCGCGGCGGCGGCAGUCGCGGAGCAGGAGGCCGCGGCGGAGGCAAUGGCCGAGGUGGCCGUGGACGCGGAAAUGGUCGUGGUCCCGUUCGCUGCCAGAUAUGCCGAGCCCAAGGCCAUUCGGCGGCUUAUUUUCAUCGCCGCUACUCGGAGCCACCUCCAUCGCAGGCACACAUGGCAGUCACGGCGGAUGGCGGUUCCCACAAUCAAGCCACGGCGUGGCUACCGGAUACUGGGGCCACAACUCACGCCACCCCGGAUCCCGGGCUGCUUUCGCAAUCUGAAGAUUAUCACGGAGAUGAUGUGUUAAGAAUGGGCAAUGGCGCAGGUUUGGAUAUCUCCAGUGUGGGUCAUGCAGUAAUUCCAUCGGGUUCUAAAUCUUUAAAAUUGAUUGAAACUGUUCCACUCUCAUCUACCGCAACUUGUCUUGUUGGUAUGAAGAUCCACCGAGCCAUCAAUAUUGAUUUUAACCAUGCCAUUAGGAGGUUUCCACCGCAACUUACCUUUGAGGACUUUGUGAUCCACUAG